Messenger RNA from Labeo rohita (rohu), 7058 nucleotides. RefSeq names its product potassium inwardly rectifying channel subfamily J member 14 (gene kcnj14). The record is from RefSeq and is a predicted model, not a curated record. Gene Ontology annotation, molecular function: inward rectifier potassium channel activity. Gene Ontology annotation, cellular component: plasma membrane. Lineage: Eukaryota; Metazoa; Chordata; Actinopteri; Cypriniformes; Cyprinidae. Bases 2054 to 3685 code for a protein of 543 amino acids. Gene Ontology annotation, biological process: potassium ion import across plasma membrane; regulation of monoatomic ion transmembrane transport. The transcript has 6 exons.
AUAAGCCUAUUAUACUUACUUUGAUGCUGCGAGCCAAACAUUUGCUGUUAAUAUGACGUAACAGUGCAACAUUACCUCACCAAAACAUUCAGAUUUCUGUUACUGUAAAUUUGAGGGGCAAUGGCAUGAAACAAGGGCUACGUAAAGAGGAAGAGUUAGGCUGAAAAGAUGCAGAGAGGGAGAGGAUGCAGCUCCCACUGAAGUUUUUCGUGCUUGCUGGUGAGCGCGCGUGGAGCAGAGCGCGCGGAGAGCGCCCACGCAACACUUUCACGCGCCGCAAAGCUUUUUAAAUGCGACGCGUCCUCAAUCAGGAGCCGCUUUUUCUUUAAUAUGAACUGAAGUUAGAACAGUUUUAUAUAAAAUAAAAUAGAGACUGAAAAGACAUCACGCUCAUUUGGACUAUAAUGUGAUGACAUUUGUGCUAGAGCCGCAAAUUUCCAAUUCAAAGAAAGAAGACACAGGAUGAUCUACGCACUUCAUUAACGUCCAGGAUUGGAGUUAACAGAGACUGUGAUGCCCUCGACACAAAAACCGCAGAUUCAAAGGAUAAGGAACGUGACAGGGGCCUGACAAACUAUUCUUGAGUUGUAUUUGCUGUGGAUAUAUUCUACCACGAAUGUCAGUGCGAGGGCAGCAGAUAUUUGAAGACGAAACCUUAUGUCACCUCUCACUUUAGAAAUGUUCUUUUUCCAUGUUCUCAUUUCUUGAUUCUCUUUUGAGUGUUAUAUUUUCUCGUUUCAUCCUUGGAUAUGUUCCUGUGCAAGUGGGUUUUUCCAUGACUAGACAUCUUUUUUAAAGAUUCUCUUUUCUAUCACGUUCAUUAAGCCUCGAACUACAGGUUCCUCGAAGGAGGUUUAUGAAAAGGUAACACCACUUAUCAGGGACAAUUGCAUGUGUUUUGUUGAGGACCAAACUGGAUUUGGACUCUGAGGAAGAUCUCAAAGCAUCACCUAGCUUUUUUAAGCUUUUAAAGAAAUCAAAGUGAAUCAACAGGUCAUAAUUCAUCUCACUCUAAACCUCUUACUAUUAUAAUCCGUGUGCUUUGUGUAAUAAUUCAGUUACAGAUCUUCAAAGGUUUUUUUUUUUUUGAGCAAAAUGUCCUUUUCUUUUAAAAAACUGGGCUCUUGCUGUGCGACUGGAGAACUUGUUAAAACCAGACUGGAGAUGGAAACACGACUAUGACAGAAUGUCACUUCUGAAUUUUGAUAUCUAAUAUGAUUGAGAAAUGGACUUGUUCUGUGUUCCAGAAUUACAUUUGCUCAACAUCGUAUAUGAAGUAUUAGGAGCAUAUGUUGACCAGUUUUCAUAUUAAUUGCAUGUCUCUCUUGUGUCUUUAAACAUCUCACCAUUUAAAUAAGGAAAGCUGAAGAGGUCCCAAAGGGAAAGAUUGGUCUGUAUAUGCAUGCUGUUAUUUUCAUUCAUUUCAUAGAGAAUUUAAUGCAUGUUAAACAGUUCUUUACAGUUUCCCUUUAUAUGUUCUAAAGCCUGAGGCUUGUUUAUGUUUUUCCUUCAUGUUAUAUAAGGUCGACUUUCCUUCAUCCUUCUGCUCUGCCUAAGCUUCGCCUUUGUUUGUUUGUGCCUUUUAGUAGCUCACUUUCUUUGAAGUUGCUAUAUGUUACGCAUAGACCUAAAGCAGCACCGUUUUCCUCUGUCUGGUCUCUGCCCACCACCUAACCUUAGCAAAACUAUUGCUAAAUCUGAGAAACUGCAUUGAAACUGGAUUUUUUCUUUAUUUACUGCAUCUAACAACUUCAGAACUUUGCGUUCAGUAAAAUCGUCCAGGAAAACUGGUUUAUUUAUAGCUGACAGUUACAUACAGUGGAUGGAGUGCUCAAGUGGAGACUCGUUGAGAUGAUUUCUAAUGCGAUUGUGUUCCGUCUCUGGGCAGUGAUUGGCUGCCGGGAUUUGAAUGACAAUACGGACUCUUUCAGGCCAUAAUCCUUGCUGUGGAAUACAAUCUACAACUCAUAUUUUGGAUAUAUAUAUCGCUGCAUCCAUCGUUUUUAUCUACUGAACGCUUCAUUUUUCCCAGACAUUUUAUAGUCAGUCAAUAAUGGGGGCUGCUCGAGUGAAGCGGCGCUUCAGUGCGGUUGUGGACACCCCUCUGGACGAGGAGGAAGUCAUGAGGCUGGCGCAGAGUGAUGAUGUCACUUCCUCCCAGUCAGGCACACUUCCGUCGCCCAACUGCAAUGGCAAAGUGCUCACUCUUCACCAUAGCAAUGGAGGAAGGAGCGGAGAGAGGGAUGAGGAUGAUGAUGAUGUGGAUGAUGAUGAUGAUGAUGAUGAUGAAGAAGGGGGAGGGAGGAGGGGAGGAGGAGGAGGGCGUGGCUCGAUGCUCAGGGGGGAGUCUGGGGCAGAGAGGAGUAAGAGAAAGUCCUUGUCUUCCCUCUCGCCCUCGGCGCCCCACGAACGCCGCGGCCAGUCCCGCCGGCCCCGACGGCGCUUUGUAGGCAAGGACGGGCGCUGCAACGUCACCUUCGUCAACAUGAGCGAGAGGGGCCAGCGCUACCUCACCGACCUCUUCACCACCUGCGUGGACAUCCGCUGGCGCUGGAUGCUCGUGGUGUUUACUCUCUCCUUCUUGCUCUCCUGGCUUCUCUUUGGGUUCACGUUCUGGCUCAUCGCCGCCGCACACGGGGAUCUGGCAGCCCCGGCAUCAUCUUCCUCUUCUCCUUCGUCUGUUUCCUCCUCUGUGGCUCCUCUGGAACCCGUAGAGGAGUCCAGCCGGGUGGAGACGGUGGCAGAGACGGAGGAACGCUGCUUUCAGCAGGUGAACAGUUUCAUGGCGGCGUUCCUCUUCUCUCUGGAGACGCAGACGUCUAUAGGAUACGGCUUCCGGAGCGUUACCGAGGCCUGCCCCCUGGCGGUGCUGGCUGUCGUGUUGCAGUGCAUUGUGGGCUGCAUCAUCGACGCUUUCAUCAUUGGGGCGGUAAUGGCUAAGAUCGCCAAGCCCAAGAAGCGCAAUGAGACACUGGUGUUCUCGGAUGUGGCCGUGGUGGCCAUGAGGGACGGGAAACUCUGCAUGAUGUGGCGAGUGGGAAACCUGCGCAGGAGCCACCUGGUGGAGGCCCAUGUACGAGCACAGCUACUGAAGCCACGGGUGACCCCUGAGGGCGAGUUCCUGCCAUUGGACAAUGCAGACCUCAACGUGGGCUUUGACACAGGAACAGAUCGCAUCUUCUUGGUGUCACCAGUGACAAUUGUGCACGAAAUUGAUGAGGAGAGCCCUUUCUUUGAGGUGGACAAGCAUACACUAGAGGGAGACAAAGAGUUGGAAGUGGUGGUGAUUUUGGAGGGCAUGGUGGAGGCCACUGCCAUGACAACCCAAUGUCGCUCUUCAUACCUGGCCUCUGAGAUCCUCUGGGGUCACCGCUUUGAGCCUGUGCUCUUUGAAAGGAAGAAUUGCUACCAGGUGGACUACUCAUACUUCAACAGGACUUACGAGGUCCCGGACACGCCCACCUGCAGCGCUAAAGAGUUAACCGAGAAAAAGUACAUCCUGGGCUCCCGUUCCUCCUUCUGUUACGAGAACGAGGUGGCACUGCAGCUCUCCCCCUCUGUCCCUUCCUGCCCUGACCAAUUCUCUCCAUCCCCCUGUUCUUCCCCCUCUCCCUCACCCUCUUUCGUUCGGCCCACACCACCAUCUCGACAAGGCUCCUGCAGUGAGCACCCACACAUACACUGAGCCAUGCGGCUGGGAUGAAAGGGCACAGGGGAAAGCAGCGGUCAAAGAAAGAAAGAAAGGGAGAUAGAUAGAGAAAGAAAGGGAAAGGGUCAGGAUGGAGGGAGGAGCUGAAACCGGGGGUAGGGAGAAAGAGAGAGAACCAGCUAAUGGACAAAGGGCUGGAAAGACAGACUUGGACAGGGGACUAAGGCAAAGAGGACCAUAAAGGGACAAUGUAGGACUGAUUAAUGACAAUAGGUCAUGCUUAAGAUGGGCUGAGAAAAGACAGAAUACACAAAAGAUGGAGAAUAGAAAAGGGAACGGGGCCUCUCACCGCCUGGGAGAAGAGAUCGAAAGAGCAAGAUAGUGGGGUGAAUUUACUAAAAGGUUGCGCAGUGCAGUAUUUCUCCCUAACGCCCCGUAAUCCUGUUUUACCAGAAACUAUUAAAGUAUCUUUCAAAGCAAGUCAAUUCAGACGGCCAUCUUGGAAACAGUUAUUUUCAGUCAUACAAGUAUAGCUCCUAUCAAAUUGGGCAGUGAAACACUGAAAUCUCACAUUUCAAUAACAUUUUAAAUCAGGAAUGUAUUCAAAAAUGAAUGAUAUCAUUAAAAAACAUGAAUAAGAACUGUAUAUAGUAGACAUCAUUUGAAGUGGAUCAAAACCUUUCAUCAAAGUUGUCCUAAAACCAAAACAAUAUUCAUUCUUGUCUUAGGACAGCUGAUGAACUUUUUUGAUCCACUUCAAAUGUUGACUACUGUAUUUCAGGCUGGUCCAAGCAAAGGAGUGUUGCAGUGAUGACAUCAUUUUUGUAGGCCAACCUUGAAGUUAGCAUCAUUCUGGUUCCCUUGACAAAAAGCCAAUAGGACUUUUCCAUUUUUAUUUCAGAAAAUAAGCUCUGUGACUAACAAAAUGUAUGAUUCUUACAAGUUUGAAUACAACUAUAUGAACUUCGAAGCCUAAGCAUAUAAAUUCAUUUAUAAGCAUAUAAAUGAACAAUGUACCUCCAGCUCUUUCAUUUUUCAUUUAAAAUCUACAAGUUGGAAAGUUUGAUUUAGAAUAGUUUGCAAAAGCGUGAUUAGAAGCUGUGAAAUCAGACUGGUGAGUAGAUGAGUUUUUGACGUGAUGGCGUUUAAAGUGAAGUUUACAGUAUUUAGUAAACUGAUUUCCACUUUAAUAAAAAUAUACAUACAACAAACACGAUUAAUGUAAAUGGAUGUUUUUUAUAGCUUUUGGAGCAAGGGCACCACCAUCUUGCGAUACUACAGCAUGUGACAUCAUGGGGUUGGUUUACUCCGUUAGACAGUGAAGCAAUGUAAGCAUUUCUUUAGUUUCUGAACACACUUUUUUUUAAACGGAGGUAAACAAACUUGAAAGGACUGUUGAGCCUAAAACAAGUGCAAUUGCUUAUGCAUUUGAGCUGAUAAGGUGAGGGGACAGAGUAGGCUGUAACAAUUCCUCGAUUCAAUUCAACACCAUUUAAAAAAACAUCUUUGACUGCACGUGCAAAAUAUUGGAAGUGGCGCGUUUCCAUGGAUUAGAAUCCAUGAAACAUAUUAUUAGACCAUUUUCCAAGGCUGCAUGAUAUAUCAAACUCAUUUAAAAUCAUAAUAAAGCAUAAUCCUAUUGUGAAUUCACAAACGGUAUGAUUCAAGUAAAUAAAUAUAUGCAGGUUUAAUAUAUGUGCUUAAUUAUUUGCAAACUUUGUGUCUCAGAGCGUCUCUUAUUACAUAAAUGCUGCUCCACACAAACUGUUAUAAUUUACAUGUUUGAAGCGUUUCAAACACCAUCUCUGUGCACAGAACCAAUCAGUCACGUGAGUCAGUGUGUAAGUGCUGCAUCUCUUUUGUGCUGUCUUGUGCUAGAUUGGCUUAAAACACGUGAGAAUGAUAAACUUUCUUGAGAAAACAGCACUACUCCAAUCAUUCAGAUUAACAGAUUAACAGAAGUGUUGUUUGUUUACAUCACGUUGCACCUUAUAAAAAUGUUUGGGAUACCACAAUCAAAACUUCAUGAUGUAGACAGUUUAAUGUUGGAUAUUCAUCCAAAUUAUGGUAAAAACCAAAAACAUUUGUGUGUUAAAAUAACAUUUGUGUGUUACAUUAAUACAUUACAUUAAUUGUUACAUUAAUCGUGUUUGUUAUAUAUUAAAGGUAUUACUUAUAAAAUGUAUUUUACAGUUUGUUGUAUAACAGAGCAUGAAAAUAUCUCAAGCUUGUGUUAUUACACGUAUUUGACCAAAACCCCGCUUACUUAAGGAUGAUGGAACUAGAGGUUGACCGAUGUAUCGGUUUUGACGAUUAAUCGGCACUGAUAGUUGAUUGGCGGAACUAUCGGUUAUCUGCAAAAAUCCAUGCCGAUAUUUUUUUCCGGGUUGAAUUGAACGGAACGCGUCCAGUGUGUGUGAUACCGGAUAGCUGUGAGUUCAUCUAGAUGCGGCGCUGCACUUUUGCCCGUUGUGUAUCAUAUUUUUAGAUUUUGAUUAGAUAACCACAAAUGUUCUAGAAUACAAGUAGUUAAAUUGUGAAAGUACACAUUAUCCAUAUGUGUGCAAUGCUGUGGCCUUUGUGUAGAUAUUUAAAGAUGGCCAUCUUUAGCUUGAUUGUUGAUGUAAUGGUAGCACUUUACAAUGAGUCGAUUUGUAACAUUAAGAUUGAUAAAAGCUGUAGAAUAGAAGUAUUGUUCCUUGUUAGAGUGUGUUAAUUUUAGCAUUUACUGACAUAUUUUUAAAAAAAUUUUUGCUUUUGUUAACAUUAAUGAACAAUGAACUAACUGUAAUGAUCAAUAUAUAAUUAAUAUUAAUAUUUUUAUUCAUUUACAAAGUAUGGUUCAGUAGGCUAUUUUUUUUUUUUUAAAUAGUAAAGCACUAUUUAUUUUCCGUUUAGUAUCCAUUUUAAAAACUAUCGACUGAUUAAUCGGCAUCGGCCAGUGUGGUCCAACCUUGUUAUCGGUAUUGGUAAAAUCCAAUAUCGGUCGACCUCUAGAUGGAACCAGAAGUUCAAAAAUGCUAACCAGUUUCUGGGGUUUUAGGACUCAUACUGUGGCACUCCAUACACUUUUUAUACAGAGCAAAUUUUUACAAGACCAACCACAAGUGGCCCGUCUCUGAUACAAUCUUAACUAGUUUAGCGCUGUCCCGUAUUUAAAUGAACUCACUGACGCUUCAUUUAUUUUUAGUUAAUUCCCCCCCAAAAAGUAGAAGCUUUAGAGAAAUAGCUUCUGGGUGGAGUCAGAAAGGAGGAAGGUAAAGUUUGAGUCAGAGUGCAGGGGAAUGCACUAACAUGGGUGAUUCGGGUCAGUCACACUGAAAGGGGGUCAAAGACUUAAUGGCCAAAAACGGAUCGAACUGUGGGGGGAAAUUAAAGAGUGAGGGGGAAUAUAGAGGGAUUGAUAGAG